AUGGCCGCUGUAAAGAAAAAGCUCCUCAUCAAAACCAUCUCCGUCGACAUUGGCUGUGGCAGUUGCCGUAAGUCCAAAUCCAUCAUCUCACAGAUCUUCCGCCCCAAGCCCAAAUCCCCAACCUCCUACUCCGACCGCCGCCUGUUCCGUUCACUAUCCAGCUCGUCGGAGAAGAAGCUGAGCGAUUCCGACAUGGCCUACGCCCCUGAAGUCGUGGGCGGAGGCGGCUUCUGGAAAAUCGGGGGGGUGAGCGUGGCGGUGGAGAAGGAUUCCAACGAUCCGUAUGUAGAUUUCCGGCAGUCGAUGCUGCAGAUGAUUUUGGAGAACGAAAUUUACACACAGGAGGGGCUUCGGGAGCUUCUAAGCUGUUUUCUUCAUCUAAAUUCACCUUGCAACCAUGGGAUUAUAAUUCGAGCAUUUGCGGAGAUCUGGGAUGGCGUGUUCUGUGCCAGAUCGGCGGCGCCUGCUAAACAGAGACGCCAUGUACGGUCACGCGCCUUCUAA
This is a messenger RNA of Cucumis melo (muskmelon), 504 nucleotides long. RefSeq names its product transcription repressor OFP6-like. Gene Ontology annotation, biological process: negative regulation of DNA-templated transcription. Bases 1 to 504 code for a protein of 167 amino acids. The transcript has a single exon. The record is from RefSeq and is a predicted model, not a curated record. NCBI's taxonomy places the organism in Eukaryota, Viridiplantae, Streptophyta, Magnoliopsida, Cucurbitales, Cucurbitaceae.